Messenger RNA from Ipomoea nil (Japanese morning glory), 1333 nucleotides. Its product is annotated as alcohol dehydrogenase-like 6. The transcript is spliced from 7 exons. Gene Ontology annotation, biological process: formaldehyde catabolic process. NCBI's taxonomy places the organism in Eukaryota, Viridiplantae, Streptophyta, Magnoliopsida, Solanales, Convolvulaceae. Gene Ontology annotation, molecular function: zinc ion binding; S-(hydroxymethyl)glutathione dehydrogenase [NAD(P)+] activity. Gene Ontology annotation, cellular component: cytosol. The coding region runs from base 152 to 1273 and encodes 373 amino acids. The record is from RefSeq and is a predicted model, not a curated record.
AUAAAACGCUAGUUGUAUGCAAUGGCCAAAGGGUCAUCUCUGCAUUCACAUAUACAAACACAAACACAAUCAAUUCCUAUCCUUUAGCUUUUCCCUUCAACUCCCACAAAGCUAAUCAAGAAAUAGAAACUGAGAAUAUAAUUGAAUACAGAUGGAUCCAAAGGUCAUCACUUGCAAAGCUGCUGUGGCAUGGGGAGAGGGAGAGGAGUUGAAGGUGGAAGAGAUAGAAGUGGACCCACCAAAGGGUUGUGAAGUUCGUAUAAAGAUGUUGUAUGCCAGUUUAUGCCACACUGAUACCCUAUGCCAUUCUGGCUUUCCAGUUGCUUUAUUUCCACGAGUUCUGGGACAUGAGGGAGUUGGUGUGAUAGAGAGUGUAGGCGAAAAUGUAACUGACCUUAAAGUAGGAGACACAGUGAUGCCACUAUAUUUGGGAGAAUGCGGAGAAUGCUUGAAUUGCAAAUCAGGAAAGUCCAACUUAUGCCACAACUACACUAUCUCCAACACUGGCCUAAUGUGUGAUGGCACAUCAAGAAUGUCUAUAAGAGGAAAAACAGUAUACCACAACAUCACCACCUCCACUUGGUCGGAAUAUGCCGUCGUCGAUGCCAAUUACGUCGUUAAAGUCGACCACCGACUACCUCUUCCGCACGCUAGCUUGCUUUGUUGUGGGUUUACCACUGGGUUUGGAGCAACCUUCAAGACAGCUGAGGUAGAGAAAGGGUCGGUUGUUGUUGUCCUAGGUCUUGGUGCUGUUGGAUUGGGAGCUAUUGUGGGAGCUCGAGAGCAAGGAGCAGCUAAAAUAAUAGGGAUUGAUAUCAACGAUUUUAAACGUGAAAAAGGAGAAGCCUUUGGAAUGACUGAUUUCAUAAAUCCUUCCAAAGCAUCCCAUAAAUCAAUUUCUGAAUUGGUUAAAGAUGCGACAGGAGGACUAGGAGCCGACUAUGUUUUCGAAUGUACUGGAGUUACAGCUUUUGUUAAUGAAGCCAUUGAAUCCACUAAAAUUGGUCUUGGCACGGCAGUGAUUCUUGGGUUAGGAACACAAAUUAAUGUGGAAAUCAACUAUGGUGCUCUCCUUUUUGGUCGAACAGUAAAAGGCAGUUUCUAUGGUGGAGUAAGAAUUCGGUCAGAUCUUUCGUCAGUUUUCGAAAAAUGCAUAGACAAGAAAAUCAAGCUGGAUGAGUUGAUAACUCAUGAAAUUUCAUUGAGUGAAAUGAACAAAGCAUAUGAACUGACAAAGCAAGCUGAUUGUGUAAAGCUUCUUAUCAAGUUCUAGCAAUUCUGUCUGCACCGUGUCAAAUGAUGUUUAUGGCCGGUGAGAAUAAAUUGGUGUUAU